This is a messenger RNA of Striga hermonthica, 314 nucleotides long. Lineage: Eukaryota; Viridiplantae; Streptophyta; Magnoliopsida; Lamiales; Orobanchaceae. The record is from the annotation of a GenBank genome assembly.
CUGACCCCUUCCAAGCACAACUCAUUCUCAAAAUUCUGAACCGAUACAAUGCCAUCUCAGGGCAAUGUGUCAACUUACAAAAAUCCUCAGUCCUAUUUAGCAAAAACACACCUCAGCCCCUCAGAGACAAUAUUUGCCAAAUCCUUAUGGGUAUUCAGCCUCAAAGCUCAUCCAAAUACCUUGUCCUUCCCCUUGGGAUAGGCAAAUCAAAGCUUGACACCUUCUCCUAUAUUAACCAAGCAGUCCAAGGUAGAUUAUCAAAAUGGCAAAACACAUUCCUCUCUCUUGCAGGUAAGGAAAUCCUCUUGAAGGCU